AUGUAUUCUCCUAUCUACUCAGUUAUUCUUCUCUUCAUUAUUCGAAGUCAUCUUCAGGUUCAGAAAAGGAAGCUGUGGCGUGAUGGCCGAGGGGCUGCCCAGAACAUCAUCCCUGCUUCUACUGGAGCUGCCAAGGCUGUGGGCAAGGUCAUCCCUGAGCUGAAUGGGAAGCUCACUGGCAUGGCCUUCCGUGUCCCCAACCCCAAUGUGUUGGUUGUGGAUCUGACCUGCCGGGUGGAGAAAGCUGCCAAAUAUGAUGAUAUCAAGAAGGUAGUGAAGCAGGCAUCAGAAGGCCCCCUCAAGGGCAUCCUGGGCUAUACUGAGGACCAGGUGGUCUCCUGUGACUUUAACAGUGACACCCACUCCUCCACCUUUGAUGUUGGGGCUGGCAUUGCCCUCAGUGACCACUUUGUCAAGCUCGUUUCCUGCUAUGACAAUGAAUUCGGCUACAGCAACAGGGUGGUGGACCUCAUGGUCCACAUGGCCUCCAGGGAGUAAGAGUCCCCUGAACCACCAGCCCCAGCAAGAGGAAGAGAGGCCCUCUGCUGCUGGGGAGUCCCUGCCCCAGAACGAUCCCCCGACACACUGAGCAUCUCCUGACCACCGUUUCAAUCCCAGACCCCCUGGAGAAGGGGAGGGGCCUAGGGAGCCCUGUUUGGUCGUGCACCAUCAAUAAAGUUCACUGUACCCAGCCAAAAAAAAAAA
This is a messenger RNA of Myotis lucifugus (little brown bat), 705 nucleotides long. Its product is annotated as glyceraldehyde-3-phosphate dehydrogenase-like. The transcript is spliced from 2 exons. Bases 1 to 498 code for a protein of 165 amino acids. The record is from RefSeq and is a predicted model, not a curated record. NCBI's taxonomy places the organism in Eukaryota, Metazoa, Chordata, Mammalia, Chiroptera, Vespertilionidae. Gene Ontology annotation, molecular function: oxidoreductase activity, acting on the aldehyde or oxo group of donors, NAD or NADP as acceptor.